Messenger RNA from Papaver somniferum (opium poppy), 2239 nucleotides. RefSeq lists its product as uncharacterized. Bases 1392 to 2000 code for a protein of 202 amino acids. The record is from RefSeq and is a predicted model, not a curated record. The transcript has 2 exons. Lineage: Eukaryota; Viridiplantae; Streptophyta; Magnoliopsida; Ranunculales; Papaveraceae.
UGGAGUUUAAAUAGUUAGCUUGAGCAAAACAAAAAAAAUGGUGGGAGAAACACCCGAGAACCCCUUUCGCUUUCCCAUGGGAAACCCCUAAAAAUAACCCGUUCUUCCCCUUCUCCUCCAUCUUCCUUAAGAUUUCUCCAAAAAUUUCUUUGAUUCUUAUCACCGUAUGAGUAGCUAAUCGAUUUAUCAUAGACCCUAGGGGCUAUUGUUCACUAAUUUAAGUUAGAUAUGGAUUCACAGUAAUAUAAAAUGAAGGCGGAGAAACUUAUGCUCCUCUGCAACAAAAUCUUUUCCAACCCUAUUUCAUCUUCAACACGCUUAAACUGGUGUAUACAGAGAUUUCUUUAAUGGCUACAUCAGGUAAUCAUUAACCUAUUAUUGGGACUUUACGUAUUCAGUUCACCCUAAUUGAUCUUAUUAAGAUUUGUUGCUUUUGUUUAAUCCAAUUUCUUAAUCUUAAUUUGACAAUUGGUAAUAUUUCUUCAAAUUUGUUUAUACCUGUUGUUCAAUUGCAGAACCUAGCUAAUCCCUUGACUAAUCCUAGGUUAAAUUUUCUUAGCUCAGCAAUCAUGAAUUCAUUGGGAAUCAAUUUUGUGAAUUUUUAUUCUGGUUUCCUUGCUCCUCAAACAAUCGCUUCCCUAUUUAAACUUUGUGGUUUGGGUUUUUGCUUACCCCAUGUUCUGUAUCUCAUGCUUGUUUUCUCUAAUAGCUCUUAUUUUCGUUUUAUCCCAUCUAAAGUUCUUUCUCAGUUCUCUGUGGCAUUUUUCUGUUUGGGUUUUCAUCUGUAUCAUCAUGUGUGCUUGGCAUGGUGAUGUGUCUCAACUUUCUGAUCAACUGCAUAACUCUCUAGUUUUAAACAGUGGUAAUGAUUUUGUUUUAAGUCAAAUAAUCCCUUACCAUUUUCAAACAAACAAGCGUCCGUGGACUAGUACUCUUCUUGGCAGAUUCAUAGCUCCAUUCCCAGCUAAUAGGGAAAACUUUGAUAUUAGACAAGCCCUCAUUUUCAUCUGGAAAAUACAAGGUGGCAUUUAUGUUAGAAGAACUAGUAAAAGCAGGUUUGCUAUGUUGCUUAUUCGUUUUGAAUUUGAGCAUGAGAUGAAUCGUGUUUCAUCGCUAGAUUCUAGGAGAGUUUUUGGGGAUCUUUUGUGUAUUAAAAAGCUUGAAAUUACAGAUGACAUUAAGCAUUGGUUCCCAACAAUGGAAAUGUUCUUUGUUUCCAUUCAUAACCUUUUUCCUGAGCAAGUUACUAGUGAGAACUUAAGAAGGUAGUUCUCUGUGAAUGGUCACAUCUCUUCAUUUGGCUAUCCUUUUCGCCACCAUGAUGUGAUUGUGCUAGAUUUGAACUAGCUCAUCAACAAGCUGAGAUUCAACAAGCAGAAGCUGAUGCAUUUAUGACAGCCUUGCAACAACAACAUGAAGCAAACAUUCAGUUUCAGGCAGAAAAUGCACCUAUCAAUAAGGAAUUUCAACCAGCUAUGGUGCAAGAGGGAAUGGAAUGGACUGAAGACUCACUAUCAACAUCUUCAAGUUCUCUUGUUUCAGAAGUGACUUUCACUGAUCUUCAGAAUCAUCUAGAAGAAGAGUUAGCAAGUAAAGAAGACAUAUCUUCUCCACAGGUCCUACCUCAGCAUGAGCCACACAUGAUUGGUUACCUAGCUCCUCCUUACAUGCCAAGUUAUGCCAUUUCAGAAGACAUUAGAACAAAUUUGGCCAAGGGUGAUGCCUCUACUUCCCAGCAACAAGUCUCUCCUUCUGAGCACAACUAUUGGAAUAAUUGGAACAAUAUGGAGAACUACUUUCAAGGAGACCUUUCACUACCUAACCCAAAAAGACAGAGAAGUAAUGAAGUGGAAUCUUUGACUGAGCCUGCUGAAGCUAGAGAUAUAAUAAUGAUUGAACCAACAAUCAAUCUUCAAGAACACCCUCAUCAAUGGUUCUCUGUAAAAUCCAGUUCAGCUGAAAUGCAAGGAAAAGAAAAUGGUGCACACUCCAACAGUUGAAGGAAGAAUCCAUAUCAAAACCUUUAGUGACAGGAAAUCCCAGGGCCUAUGUGUUUAUCUUUUUUGCUUGAUUUAGUGUGUUUCCUGCGCUCAAAUUUGUUGUCUUAAUUUGUAUUUAUCUUUUCUUUAGUUUAUAUUUAGGUUGUAUUUCCUUCUUUAGCUCUGUAAUAUAGUUUUCCUUUAGUUGUAAUUCCAUUUAAGUUCUGUAAUAUAGUUUUCUGAUUUCCUAGUUUUCUUUC